Messenger RNA from Musa acuminata subsp. malaccensis (wild Malaysian banana), 973 nucleotides. RefSeq lists its product as uncharacterized. Lineage: Eukaryota; Viridiplantae; Streptophyta; Magnoliopsida; Zingiberales; Musaceae. The record is from RefSeq and is a predicted model, not a curated record.
CUCAUCCUGUCUCUCUCCUCUGCCUUCCUUCUUCUCCUCAGUCUCUCCUCCUCCUUUCCAUUACCAACUCAAACCUUCUCUCUAUCGCUCAUUUGUUUCCCAAUUAGUCGUCAUUCCAAUCUCUUCUUGCGGUCGCUCGUUUCCAAUUAUAAUGGCAGAGCCUCGCGACACUCAUGUCGUCGAGAUCCCUGCGGCCGCCGGCGCAGAACCCCGCCGGCAUUCCGACGGAGACGACAACGCCCUCGCCGUCAUACAGAACCACCCGUUGACCCAAAUCUCCGAGAGCCCCGGCCACCUCCUCCUCCUCAAGCUGUGGCAGCGCGAGGAGGACCUCCACGGCCGCCGCGCGGCCGCCCUCGAGGCCCGCAUGGACGGCGCCAAGCGCGAGGCGUUCCACCUGUCAUGCCUCUUCCUCGCCUUCCACGGCCUCUCCCUCACCCUCCUCUUCGCCGCCUCCGUCGCCGGCGAAGCCUGCAGGGACUGGUGGGUGCCCUCCUGCCUGUCCCUCCUCACGUCGCUGGUGCUGGUCGGCGCGGUCCACUUCCGGGUCCGCGCCUACUGGGGACUGUCGCGGCUGCUGCAGCGGGAGCGGGCCGACGGCCGGGCGCUCGCCAGGUGCGUGCAGGAGCUGCGGAUGAGGGGCGCCAGCUUCGACCUGUCCAAGGAGCCGCAGACCUCGAAGCGGAUGAAGAGCUCGAGCGUGGAGGUGAAGUGGCGGCCUCUGCAAUGGUGCUCGCAGAAUCUCGUCACCAUUUGCCUUCUUUGCGUUGCCGGGAUCGUCUUCCCGGCUUGCCGUUUCAUACUCUGCGGCUAAAACUUACGGCCUCCAUUUCUUGAAGAUUAGAUCGAGGCUCAGUCCUUCAUUUUUAUGUUGGUUUAGCUCGUUCUUUUGUUUCAGCUCUGUUUUCUACUUCUUAUGAUUACAAGUACACCGAAGAAGAACACCUUUAAUCGUGUUCUUGUUUGCUUUCUA